AUGGACCUCCGCUCCUCGACGACGCUAUUGGGCCUCGCCACGCUGUCCACAAUCCUGCUCUCCAUACCCGCAGGCGCUGCCGACUGGACCUACUCGUACUGCUCCUCGCUCAACACAGGCGACCAAAGCACCAGCUAUACCUGGCCAUACCAAUCCAAUGGCAACUGCACCAACCACUGCAAGCAGGAUGGAGGCCCAUGGGCGUUUGCCGUUAUCCAGUACACCAACUGCUGGUGCUCCAACUACGUGCCCGGCACCACAGCAGACUCGAGCGGCUGCCUAGUAGACUGCCCUGGCUUCCCCGACGAAAAGUGCGGCAACAAGGACAAGGGCCUCUACAUCUACGUCCAAAUGGAUGGCCAGCCCUCCGGCACCCAAGGAGGCUCAUCAUCCACUGCAGCGCCUGCUUCGUCUUCUCAAAACUCACCACCAUCAUCAUCGCCGCCGCCACCACCACCGUCAUCACCAUCACCAAAACCUACUUCUGCUCCGCCUCCGCCACAAGUGGUAACGAGCAUCUUGACACAGAACCCAGAAACCAUCGAGAAGACUGUUACCGUUCAGCCAGCCCCUUCUUCAUCUCCCCCUUCUACCUCCACUGUAUUUCGCUUCGAGCCUAGUGUAUCGCACCUGCUAACAGGUGUCCAGACCAAGAAGCCCUCGACGAAUGAUUCUCCUGCUGCCACCGAGCAGCCCGUCACGGUGCCCACGCUCGUUACCGAGAGCGGCAUGGUCAUUACCCGCACGGUUGUCAUCACACCGAUCCCUGCUGCCUCUACAGGCCAAGACUCCAACAAGUCGUCAACCGACGUUGGCGCUAUUGCCGGCGGCGUCGCUGGCGGCGUCGUGGGCCUACUAGCGAUUGUUGGUGUCAUUCUGUUUCUUCUGAUGAGAAGGAGGAGGCAGCGAGAGCAAAACGGACAGGAAGGUGGCGCAGGCAUCACACGGAACGUGAGCACCAUGAGCAGGGCUGGUCUGCUUGGCGGACAGGCUGAGAAGACGACGCCCCUCACCACCACGUUUGGCUCACAGCGCAGCCGACACGACGAUGAUUCGAUCACACCCGUCACUCCAUCAACCCGCCGACUAAGCCAGCCGAUCCUAGUCGACUCUCGGCUCAACCCAGCCGCCGUUCUCACCUUCCACGGUAACCAGAGUCGGGAAAGCCUAGGCAGUAUCGACGACAGUCGGGAUUACGGUCGCCAACUGAACGUACGGAAUCCUGACCCGUAG
Exserohilum turcica Et28A is the source of this 1233-nucleotide messenger RNA. RefSeq lists its product as uncharacterized. The record is from RefSeq and is a predicted model, not a curated record. Lineage: Eukaryota; Fungi; Ascomycota; Dothideomycetes; Pleosporales; Pleosporaceae. Bases 1 to 1233 code for a protein of 410 amino acids. The transcript has 3 exons.